AUGGCAGCUUACCACACUCGCUCCAAUAGCUUGCCUUCUAGGCAACACCCUCUCGUUCCCGAAUUUGAUGCACAGUUGUCCAGAUUGAGAUCUUCCGAAGACGCCUCUUCUUCAUCAACAUCGCUAAGCGGCAAACUUAGCGGACUUCAAGAUCUGCAUGAUUGUCUUGACAAGUUGCUUCUAUUACCACUUAACCAAGCAGCCUUGUCCAAACAGCAAAAGGAGAAAUUGGUUGAUGAGCUUUUGGAUGGAUCUCUUAGACUCUUGGAUAUAUGCAACACAGCCAAGGAUGCCUUGCAGCAAACAGGGGAAUCCACACAAGAACUUCGAUCAAUUAUUCGCAGGAGACAUGGUGGUGAAUCAAGUCUAUCGAGUGAGGUCAAGAAAUUCUUGUUGAACUCCAGGAAAGUGGUGAGGAAGGCACUCCGAAAGGCCAUGGGAAACAAAUGCGCCUUCGGUGUCCUUAACAAGGAUGAAGAAAUUCUUAGCGUGUUGAGAGAGGUUCAAUCAAACAGUUUUCGAAUCAUUGUUUUCCUUCAUCUCCGGGCCAAAGUCGAGAAGCUGGUCACUGGCGCGGAUGCUGGAUUGAACUUACUGAUGAGCUACAAGAUGAAGAAAUCAGACAACACGCUUGCAGAGAAUGCGCAAAACGAGCUUCAGAAAUUGGAGAUGUGCAUUCAAGAUCUAGAAGAAGGAGUUGAGAACCUUUACAGGAGUCUGAUCAAAACCAGAGUUUCUUUGCUCAAUAUUCUCAAUCAUUAG
Molecule: messenger RNA, 762 nt
Organism: Morus notabilis
Lineage: Eukaryota; Viridiplantae; Streptophyta; Magnoliopsida; Rosales; Moraceae
Exons: 2
Coding region: 1-762 (253 amino acids)
Biological process (GO): shoot system development; root development
Source: RefSeq, a predicted model, not a curated record